This is a messenger RNA of Neltuma alba, 1404 nucleotides long. RefSeq lists its product as uncharacterized. The coding region runs from base 107 to 1144 and encodes 345 amino acids. The transcript has a single exon. Gene Ontology annotation, biological process: protein phosphorylation. Gene Ontology annotation, molecular function: phosphatidic acid binding; protein serine/threonine kinase activity. The record is from RefSeq and is a predicted model, not a curated record. NCBI's taxonomy places the organism in Eukaryota, Viridiplantae, Streptophyta, Magnoliopsida, Fabales, Fabaceae.
UUUUCAGUGUGAAAAGGAAAGGCCUUCAUCUUUGCAGAUACAACACUUCGUAGGAGAGAGCUGAGCUUCAGAUACUUUCUGCACCAGGUUCAAUCUCUGAUCAAUAAUGGCAUUUUACAGCUCCUAUUCUGGGUCUGGUCUUGGUGAGUACAAUUACAAUUCUUAUGCUGUGAAUUACGAUUAUGCCCAGAAUCCAGGUUUUACGGCUUAUAAUUAUCAAGAAUUCGAUCAACCUUAUUCUAGAUAUGAUCCAAAUUCAUAUUAUGAUCCUACUCCUACCUACCCUGCUCUGAGUUACCCUACCAUAUCAUACUCUGCGGCCACUUUCAGUGAACCCAAAUUUAUUGAGUACGAUCCCAAUUAUGAGAAGUCUCAGCUUGUUAUUUACUACUCUAAUUUGGAAUUUAAUGAGCCUGAAUUUGAAGAAUAUGAUCCAACCCCUUAUGGUGGUGGGUAUGAUAUCGUUAAGACCUAUGGCAAACCUCUACCCCCUUCAGAUCAAACUUGUUAUCCUCGUUCUGGGUCAGGUUCGAAUGCCCUUCCUUCUGGGCCUCCAGUGCCAUUGCCUGCUGUGGAAAAGGGAACUGAUGAGAAAGCAAUCGUACCCCAGAAUAAAAGUGCAGGCCAAGUUCCUGAUGAAAUGCCUCAACCACAAAUUAACCUUACAGAUCUGCCUGAGAAAGAUGAGAACAAGACCGAUGACACUCAGGAUCUCAAUCCUUCUGCUGGUGAAGAAGAAGAGGAAGAAGAUGAUUCUAGGCCUGUUAAUGGAAGUGGUUAUGGCAAUGGGUACAGUGGAGGACAUUAUGAUGAGUAUGAGAAGCCAGUGCUCGCACAAUAUCCUCCUGGGUAUGGCUUGGAAGCACUGGAUGUCUGUGAAAGUUUGUUUGGGUAUUGGCCUUGUUUGUCACGAAUGAAGAAGCAAAGAGAAACCUGUUGUGAGGGAUCUAGUGAUGAUAUUGAAGGAGACUACUGCUACAGAGAGAAUAUGUGGAAAGGAACUGCAGAUUAUCUGUUUGGGAGUCCAUAUCCGUAUGGAGGUGGAAGAGGAGAAGAAGGAAGCAGCUAUGGAGGGGGAGAAUUUGUCUAUGCCUACCAAAGGCACUAUCCAACACAAGCACAGUAUAGGCAGCUUGAAAAUUAGUUCUCCCCCCCCCCCCCCCAAUAAACAAACUUGAAAAUUAGUCCCCUGAGGCUAUGCCAUAAAAUAAAAGAAUCUGGGCUCAAUCAUUUCGUAAAUAAAAUUCUAAAGCCCAGUAAUGUUUUUAUCUUCCCUAAGAAUUGUAGAUGUUGGCUUGUUUCAAAGGAGAUAUUUAUCGUGUUUUCUCUUCUUCAACUUGUUCAGGUUUCCACCCGCAGCAGUUUACCCGUAUCAGAGUCUUCUACGGCUAGACUACAAAUUGA